Messenger RNA from Eucalyptus grandis, 1866 nucleotides. Its product is annotated as cyclase-like protein 2. NCBI's taxonomy places the organism in Eukaryota, Viridiplantae, Streptophyta, Magnoliopsida, Myrtales, Myrtaceae. The coding region runs from base 1044 to 1445 and encodes 133 amino acids. Gene Ontology annotation, molecular function: arylformamidase activity. The transcript has 4 exons. The record is from RefSeq and is a predicted model, not a curated record.
UUGCUUCUGAUGGUGGGUUUGAUUUCUUCUUUUGGAUAUUAGUAGGUUUUGGGAGGAGUUUUUAAUUUGUGUUUCUAGCUUCUGUAGCUGAUGAUCGUGUGGUUCUGCCGACUAUAGCUUUAAGCAUCUUGAAAAUUGUUCUCCGUUGAGUGAUAAUUUGCACUGACCUUCGUCUUGUGAACUUCAUUGCCUCACAGGUCUCACUUGUAAAGCAAAGUUUGUUAACUUCAAUAAUUUCUUUUGUGGCCAAGAAAUUAGAAGCUUAAUUGAAAUGGCAAAAAGUCUUGUUAAUCAGAGUAGACCAGUUUUUAUACAGUGGAGAAAGACAUUGAAGUUAAUUAGAGUUGAUUUAAGGGUCUCUGUUCUUACUUUUCAUAUCCUGAGCUUUCCCAUUAGUUUUGGUUCCUUCUUUGCUGUUCAUUUGCGUUAAAUCCUCAUCUUCAUUGAGGUAUCACUAUGUUAUGCUCUGUCUUGUAAAAUUCUGAUGAUCUUUGGUUUCUCCUUCUUUUGGUCCUGCUUUGCUGGUUGAUGUUCCAAGGGAUAAUAAUAUCACAGUUUUGUCCCUCAGUUGAGUUUCUUGCAGCAUGCUGAUCACUUAUAUGUUAUGCAUGCUAAGUUAUCCAAAAGCAUAGUCUUGACUUAGUCUUGACAUGCUUUUUCUACGAAGUUAUGAAAUAUUUGGAAUAGCAUGAUUACAUCAAUACAUCUUAUUGGGCUAACUGCUUUAAGAGUGCUUGGCAUUGGAUACUUAGGUAGCAGAUUUUGUCUUAAUUUAUGCAACAUCUGAGCUAGAUAACAAUUAACUGAAAUUGUAUUGGGUCUUAACAAUAACCAAUGGUUUUUGCGUCAUUUGUCAUAUAUUGGGCUGCUGAUAGUUUACAUGGUUGCAGCAUUCAGCCUGCAUUUGAUACGACUUGCGAUUAAAACAUAGUGAUAUUGUCCAACCAAUUCUUUGAGAAUGAUAGACUACUUCCUGCAGCUGAAGUAAUGGAGUCUUUUACAUAUUCCCAAGGGUAUGAGAAGGGUGUUGUUCAGAACCCUAAAUGCUAACAGGGUAUUUCAUGAUGUUUCCUAAUCAUCACCCCGAAACAAUGCUAGGAUCUAUUUCUCUGUUGGGCAGCUAUCUUUUCUAUCACCACCAAUUUUCACUUGCAGCUUCACUACAAGAAAAUGUUAUUUCUCUUGGGCAUGACAAGAAAUGCCUACUCUUUCAUCUUAUUGAUUUUCUCCCUGAUGACACAAGUUGCGGAAUUGAUUACCUGUCUGUUGCUGCAGAUGAUAAUUUGAUUCCAUUCCAUCUCAUCUUCCUUGAAAGCCAGGAAAUUGUUCUUGUUGAGGGCUUGAAACUCGAAGAUGUCCCUGCAGGAGUGUAUACCAUCCAUUAUCCGCCUUUGAGAUUGCUGGGUGCAGAAGGAUCACCUAUAAGAUGCAUCCUCAUCAAAUAACUUAUACAAUUGAGUUUUGUUCUUUUGGAAGGGAAUUAAUUUGACCAUGAUUGCUUUAUCUACGAUUAUCAUCGUCACACAAGAUCGAUUUGUAUCUGCUUGGUUAGCAUAGAGGUGUCAGUUGAAAAUUCUUUGUUGUUUGCGUGACUCUGCAUUUGAUAAUGCCAAGUGCUAACAAGAUUUUAGCUCUUCCAGGAGAGCAGAAGCUUCCCAGAGCGCCAGGUGAGAGAAGUCAUUGCACGCACGUUCUCCUCAGAAUGCAGAUGUUCUUUUGAAGGGAAAGAUUUGCUGAGAAAGUGGAAAUUCAGCGAUCGGGUGAAUAUGUUUAGUUAUUACUAGAGGCAAAACGGAGGCUAUGGUUACAAAAAUAAUGUUACGCAUCCAAAAUAAAACUCGUCUGCAUUUCGAUUACUAAGGCCUU